GUGUCUGUGCUCGCAAACUGCCGACGUAGGGGAGCCAACCUAAAUGCGUUUCUGGGAAAACAUACUUUAUAACAACGGGGAGGAAAAGUGGGCCGCGGGGUUUUUUUUGUCUGCCAGCGAGCCCGUUUGCGGCUUUCACGUUAAAAGAAGUGGCUAGCCGGCAAGCUAGCCGUGUGGCUAGCCGGCUGACAUGUUUUGUUGUGUUCCGGGUUGCCGAAGACCCUCCUGUGAUCAGCCGAUAAUGAUGUGAUAUUUCAUGGUUGAUUAUUGGUGCGUUCGUCACAUAUUUACACGCAAGAAAACGUCAGUGAUGUGGAUUUGAUGACCAUGCAGAUGAUGGCCUCAUCGUUCAGAAUCCCCAAGAAGAAACAGCCAACGGAAGCGGACAUAAGAAUGCAAUCCCCUCUGUCUUGUUUACAGGAUGGCAGCGGCCCUUUUAAGAACAGUUGGGGUGAGUCUAACAGAGUUGCCUGUGGAAAUAGACUUGGGGCCACAGUACAGAGAAAGAGCAAGCCUCUUUUCAGGGACGUGGUACUCAGCACUUUGGGACUCCACCGACCAAAGAAAGGGACCUCAGAUGUGUCAACAGCCAGUAUGAGACCAGGGAGCGCAGAUGAACAAAGUAAAUGGAGACCCGACACACCUCUUAACAGAUGGCGCCCUAAGAGAGCAUCAGACAGACUGCAACCUGAGAGAAGCCCAUCGAGGAGCAGCGAGCCUCUGUCAUCAGUCAAGAUCCCCACCACCUUUCUCACAGACAGUUUUCCCUCCUACCAUCUGGGAAGAGAUUCAGUUCUGUCUGUGAGCAGUGAUGCUGAGUUGGGGAAAUCUUUCAUAAAGCUCUCUGCUAUGGAGGAACCUGGGUUGGGUCAUUCGAACGGUGGCAUGAGAAAGAAGAGAGAGUUUUCCGAGGCGUCCUGGGACCGCCAGAAGAAAUGCCCGAAAUCUGGGACCUCUGGCACCGCCUCGUAUUGCAGCUCAGAUGAGGACAUUUCCUCCCCAUCCAAAACAAGAGCCUCUGUGAACAAAAUGGAUUCUGCUGACCCACUGAAAGAGCCCUCUCCUUCCUCCACUGUCGCCUUCUCUUCUCAUUUACUCUCAGCCGCCCAAAAAUAUGACAACAGGAGGCUGUCCAUCAACUGCAAUUCAUUGCUCAACGCCAGGCACAAGCUCAGAUUUUAUGAGAGACACUGGAAGAUGGGGGUAGAGAGAGACAGAAAGAGAGGGGCAUCGUCCAGGUCUCUCUCCCUGCACCUCAAUCCCAGUAAAGCAAAGCAGAUGCCAUCAGAGCCCAUUGUCCUAUCCAGUGAGGAAGAAGAGGACGAAAAAGAUGAGCGUGACGCUGAAGUGAGGAUGUCAGAAGCCUCCAGCAGAGUGGAAAACUCUCCGCUUAACCACACAGCUGGACAACAAACACAGGAAGAGAAGAAAAGGAGUGGUGUCGAAGAAGGGCCCGGGGCUGAGGUCGUGGACCGGUCCCUACCCAGUUUUGUGGAGCUGGACUUCACUGCUCUUCAUGUUGGCCUGAGUCGUGCAGAGGCCAAUGGGAAAAUGAUGAUCAUGGAAUCUGGUAUUAACAUGCCUGUGAAAGGCUCCCAGGGUGUGGAGGGUGAGUUUGCUGUUACCGUGGUAGCGUCCCAGGUGAGGGGUUAUGGCGUGUGGGAUGGCUGUGUGGUGCAGGGCGGCGGGAUUCUGCCGGGUGCCUGGGAAGGCCCCGCCCCCUCGCUGCUCUUCCUAUGGGUGACGGACGCCCAGGCCAACCUACUUCAGCGUGAGCUGUCAGCCAUCCAACCAGUCACACAGCCAGGCCAUGUGUGUCCCUGUCUGCUUCUGGUUUUGCGGGAGCAGAUUAGUGAGCUGCAGGGGGCGCUGCUAUCCUCGUUGCUGGAGAUGAAGGACUACCUCUUGAGCCGCUUCGAGCCAUGCUCCCCCCUGGACCUGGACCAGGGCCUGGUUAUCCUCCACAGCCUCCCUCCUCCUCUGCACACACACCUCCUGGGCCUGCUGGGACAGAAUGUGGGGCAGUCUAGUCAGAAGAAGAGGAAGUCCUGCCAACAGCCGUCCAGCCUUCAGCGUCUGCCUGGCAGUUUGAUUCAGUAUCCUGCUGCGCCGUGUAAAGGCCGGAUCACUGUGACGACGGAGGACCUGGCCUGUCUGGAGAGGGGAGAAUUCCUCAACGAUGUCAUCAUCGACUUCUACCUCAAGUUCCUCCUCUUGGAGCGAGCGGAGAGUAGUGUGGCUGAACGUUGUCACGUCUUCAGCAGUUUCUUCUUUAAACAGCUGGCCAGACGCCGUGUUGCAGGGGAGGACGACGCACCCGUCAUUCUGGACCGGAAAAUGAGACACAAGAGGGUGAAGACAUGGACCCGUCACGUCGACAUUUUCACCAAAGACUUCCUGUUUGUGCCUGUCAAUCAACAGAGUCAUUGGUACCUGGCCAUCAUCUGCUUCCCUGGCCUGGAGGAGGUGCAAUAUCAGGAGUGGCAUGGCCCGGCCAGGAAGGAGGACAAAGGGGUUAGAGAUCAACUCCGGCCUCGGGCUGAGGGGCCCUCUCUGGCUUCAGACUCCAGCUCGUCUCUCCUGCCCUCGACAGCAGCUGACAAAGCCAGGGGAAAAUCAGAGCUUUCUAAUGUGAGGUCACACACACCGCCGGGGUGCACCCAGCAGGGCUUGCAGAGGAAGGUUGUGCUCAGAAGACCCUGUAUUCUGGUCAUGGACUCAUUGAAGCUAAGCGACCACGAAAACAUCUGCAGGCUGCUGAGGGAUUACCUUCACGUGGAGUGGGAGGUCCGGAGAGGCACCAAUCGCCUCUUCACGACCAACACCGUGAUGCACUCCAGCUGCAGGGUGCCUCUACAGGACAACAGCAGCGACUGCGGUCUCUACCUGCUGCAGUAUGUGGAGAGCUUCCUUCUGAAUCCUGUGGUGCACUUUGACCUCCCUUUAACGCUGGAACACUGGUUUCCACGGGACCAGGUGCGUAGGAAGCGUGAGGAGAUCAGAAGUCUGGUGAUGCAGAUGCACAAAAGCCAGGGCAGCUGACUGGGCAGCCGGCGAGCCCGCUUACUGUGACCUCCAGACAUCAGUCCUGACACUGUGAAGGCCUUUUGUCGUAAUGAAGUGAAGUUAAGUGAACAAGUGCAAUGAUUUGUAUAUUCAUUAUUUUUGUAAUAUUUUGUGUCAGGGAAUUUUGAAACUAUCUCUGGUGUAGUAUGUGGAAGAAAAACUUUAAAAUGAAUGCACUGUUCUGCAGGAUAUUUCAGGGCUUGUUUUUUCAACUCUGGAUUUGAAGGACCAUUUGUACCUCUGUCGUGGAUAUCCAAGUUUGUUUUAAUAAAGCCAGU
Lampris incognitus (smalleye Pacific opah) is the source of this 3344-nucleotide messenger RNA. Its product is annotated as sentrin-specific protease 7-like. Lineage: Eukaryota; Metazoa; Chordata; Actinopteri; Lampriformes; Lampridae. The transcript is spliced from 23 exons. Gene Ontology annotation, cellular component: cytoplasm; nucleus. Gene Ontology annotation, molecular function: SUMO-specific endopeptidase activity. The record is from RefSeq and is a predicted model, not a curated record. Bases 322 to 3042 code for a protein of 906 amino acids. Gene Ontology annotation, biological process: protein desumoylation.